Molecule: messenger RNA, 4446 nt
Organism: Corvus hawaiiensis (hawaiian crow)
Lineage: Eukaryota; Metazoa; Chordata; Aves; Passeriformes; Corvidae
Gene: DNAJB5
Product: DnaJ heat shock protein family (Hsp40) member B5
Exons: 4
Coding region: 1974-3017 (347 amino acids)
Biological process (GO): negative regulation of transcription by RNA polymerase II
Cellular component (GO): cytosol
Molecular function (GO): protein-folding chaperone binding
Source: RefSeq, a predicted model, not a curated record
GGUACAGAAAUUCCCCCCUCCCCUCGGCUCCCAGCCAGCCGAAGGGGUCCCCGGUCAGGUCAGAGAUCCUCAUCAGGCGUCCCCACCCUGGCCAAAGAUCUCUCGCUGGGCAAGACCAGAGAUCUUGUGGGUGGGGGCAGCAUUUUGCCAGGAGGGGAUGUGUUUUCAUGGGAAGCGCUGCGGGGUUUUGGCCAGGUGAGGGGGUCCAAGUGGUGCUGUCAGGUUGGGCUGCGUGGGGUCGGAGCCAGAUACUGUGGUUCCUGAGCAGCGACAGUUAAAGGUUUGUCACCUCUGUGUUGCUGGAGCUGGGGUGUGAUGGGGUAGUCUGUAGCACAGCUUGGUUUGUUCUCGCUGUGGGAAGGUUGGCAACCUCCAGACAGGGCCAAAUCCUGGUCCCAGUACUGGUUUCAGGGAGCCCCUGCCCUCCACUGGGGGUAGCUGUGGGGAAGCAGGGUGUUGGGUUGACCCUUGGUGGGGAGAAUGGACAGGCUAGCUCUUGGCUCUCCUGCCUGUUGCUCGCCCCAGGGUCUCCUGCAGCCCCCCCGCCACUUAGGGAGGGUAAAUGGGGAGGUGGGUGUGGGCUGGGGGCAGAGCAUCCCCCAGCACCUGCGUGGGCUGGGUGCUGCUGGCGUCUCUGCUUGUAGGAGCUGGUAUAGAAAUGUGCUGGCAUCUGGGAGCUGCCACAGGAGAUGCUGUCAGAUGCUCUUUAUGCCCCCAGGGACCUCCUCCCACCUAUUUUGUGCCCCCUGAGCUGCUGUACAGUGUUUGCAGAUGCCCGUAUCUCCCCUCACUGGGUCCUUCAGGGGUACCUUAGCCCCCCUCCCCAUCUACAGCAAAGCACCUGCUUCAUGGCUGGAGCAAAAAAAGAGCAGAAGUUGGUGGUUUGGAAGGAGGUGGCCAAAUGUGGGGCCGAUUUCCAAGCCCCUGUAGGUGGUCAUUGCCCAAGGCAUGACCCAAGGCAAGUGUUGGAUGCUUGAUGUGGCUGCCAGGGGCUCAGUGUAGCACCCAGGCAAGGAUCCUAGCGGAGCAUAGCCACCCUUGGUUGACCUGUGGUGGCUGGGGGGUCCCUCUGUGACUUCCAGUGGGAGGUCAUGGAUAGAAUAAGGAUGGGGAGAACAUGUGGUAGCUUGUAUGAUGGUGAAAAAAAGGGCCAAGGCUCACACCCUAUGCCAAAAUCCAUCUGCUGGAGGGGCACAGUGAGUUGAGGUGGCUCAGGUGUAUUUGGAGCAAGGAUGGGGUGAAACCUGGACUGUAACAGGGAGCACAAUAUGAGCAGUGGGAGUGCAGGUCUGCUGGGGCAGCACCUGGGGAGCAGGGUCAGCACUGAGUGUGAGAGGGGCCAGGCAGGACCCUGAGGUUCAGGGUAUCAAGUGUUUGCUGUCAGAUAGCCAAAAGUCGAGGAGCACUGGGAAACAUCUGUGAAGAAGCGUGGGACUUGUUAGCUUUUUCCUGGAGGAGCAGCCCUGCCAUCUCUCCUGGCUGCUCCCUGGGUGGCUGCAACUCCAGCGGUGGGGGAUGAAUUACAGCCACCGGGUUUUCCAUGCCUUAGUAUAGGCAUGGGCAUGGCCUCGGCCCCCGCACGAUGGAGCGAGUGAGCCCUGAGUUCCUGGCUUACUGCAAGAUCCAGUUGGAGGCUCUCAGGGAGUGCAAGUCAGGCUAGAAAGUGUUGGGUUUUUUUUAAACAAAAAAAGAAAAAAGCCCUCCCACCAUCACAAGAUGUUUCUGUCUAACGGCUCCGUUCUCUCUCCGCUAAAUACAAAUUAUGGCUCUGACAGCCGGAGGCGCUUAUCAGCUGAAUUCCAAUUGCUUUCAGGAACAAAAUGUUUGAAGUUCCUUUAAGGUGAAGGCACAGCGUGGUCCCUGCCACUGCUUUCAGCCUCCAAAACCUGCUGUCAUCACCCUGACUUGGGUCUCAGGUCCCCAGCUGGGAGAGAACAAGGAAUAAGUAUUCGGCUCCCGGCAGCGUUGCCGUCAUGGGGAAGGACUAUUACAAGAUUUUGGGCAUCCAGAGUGGCGCCAAUGAAGAUGAAAUCAAGAAGGCUUAUCGGAAAAUGGCCCUGAAAUAUCACCCCGAUAAGAAUAAAGACCCCAACGCUGAGGAGAAGUUCAAGGAGAUUGCAGAGGCUUAUGAUGUCCUGAGUGACCCCAAGAAACGAGCUGUAUACGACCAGUACGGAGAGGAAGGCCUCAAAACUGGAGGUGGCUCUUCAGGUGGCUCAGGGAGCACCUUCCACUACACUUUCCAUGGAGACCCCCAUGCCACCUUUGCGUCCUUCUUCGGAGGCUCCAACCCUUUCGACAUCUUCUUCGCCAGCAGUCGCUCCCGGAUGUUCAAUGGCUUUGACCAGGAAGACAUGGAUAUGGAUGACGACGAUGACCCUUUCAGUGCCUUUGGCCGGUUUGGCUUCAAUGGCAUUAAUGGGGUUCACCGGCGGCACCAGGAGUCCCUGCACACGCGGAGGAAGGUCCAAGACCCACCUGUCAUCCAUGAGCUCAAGGUGUCCCUGGAAGAGAUCUACCACGGAUCCACCAAGAGGAUGAAGAUCACUCGCAGAAGGCUCAAUGCUGAUGGCCGGACCAUGCGGACUGAGGACAAGAUCCUAAACAUUGUCAUCAAGCGGGGUUGGAAGGAGGGAACCAAAAUCACAUUCCCCAAAGAAGGGGAUGCCACUCCAGACAACAUCCCUGCAGACAUUGUCUUCAUCCUCAAGGACAAGCCUCAUUCGCACUUCAAGAGGGACGGGACGAAUGUGAUCUACACGGCAAACAUCAGUCUUAAAGAGGCCUUGUGCGGCUGCACCGUGAACAUUCCCACCAUCGAUGGACGGGUGAUCCCACUUCCCUGCAACGACAUCAUCAAGCCGGGGACAGUGAAGAGACUACGUGGGGAGGGGCUGCCCUUCCCCAAGGCCCCCAGCCAGCGAGGAGACUUGAUCGUGGAGUUCAAAAUCCGCUUCCCGGACAGAAUAGCUCCCCAGACGAGACAGAUCCUUAAGCAGCACCUCCCAUGCUCCUAGAGCCCAGGGACUCUCCUCCAAAGCAGCAAUACUCCAAACGCAUGUGCCGCAGCACCUGGCCCACACAGAGCCAAGGUGCCACAGCACUUUUAAAUGCAAAAAAAAAAAAAAAUCCAACCCCUCACACUACUUUUCUCCCUCAAAAAACCCACCCGACCCACCCCCUAUCCAUCCUUCUUGGCCGGUUUUUUACUCCAACAAUGGGGAGACUCCUGUCUGCCACAGCUCUCCCAGCUGCCACACCUUUUCUUUCUCCCCAGAGGUCCAUCUUUUCUGCCUCGCGUGAGCGGGAGCCGUGGGCCCUUUGCCCGGGGAGGUGCGUCGUGUUGUGGGUUUUUUAUGUCACCUGCUUUUCAGGCCACUCUUCCCACAAGAAGCUGGACUUGUCGGGGUCCGGCGCAGUGUAAAUAGGACUCCGCAGGAUCUGGCAUCCCCGCUGCUGGUUUUUCUCUUCCCCUCUUUGAUACUUGCUGCUGUUUGGGGUCCCGGCUGAACCGCGGUGCCAAUCACUCCUGCCUGCGGUGGCCCCCCCAGUAGCCGGACAAUUUCUCACCUGGGGCCAUGGUACCAAGUCCAACCGUGGUCCUCUCUGCUGUGCCAAGCCUACACCGAGCCUCGGCUGUGCCAAACAACGGAGCACGUGGGGAUGGUCCAUCCAGCCUCCUGCCCCUGCCCGGGGAUGUCCCCAGUGCCCGUGGGCAGCACUUGCCUGCACCUGCUGCCCACAGGCCCCCAGCCAGCAGGAGGAGGGGGGAAAGCCCAGGGUGGAGCUUUCUUUUUUCAGAUGUGUUGAGUUUGCAUUGCUGCUUUUAUUUUUUAAAUACAUAUAUAUAGAGCUUAUUAGAUAAACUUCGUAAGGGUUUUUCUCUGCCUGUAUUGGGGAUACUGGCCUGACGCACCCAGGCUUUUUUUGAAAGGGGGAUGAUUCAGCCACACGAACAGCAAACCCUUGGAGUGGGGUUGUGUGUGCGUGUAGCACUAAUCUGGGUGCAAAAGCAGAGCCAAGCGUGAGCAGAGCUGUGGGUUUCACUAGUGUUUCAGGUCAAAUUAGGGAUUCUAAUAAGAAGAGAGAGGCGUGUGUAUAUAUUUUUCUACAGGGACAAUUCAUUCAGGAGGUGUUUCUGGACAUCAGGGCGGAGCUGGGAGGUGCAUGAGGCAGUCUGUUUAGUGGCUCCAUUUUCAAAUACUGUAUUUUUUUAAAACAUUUGGAUUUCCAUCAGGAGAAUUUUUAUAUUUCUUACCUUUCUCGGCCCACUCUGCCUCAGGCCAGUUUUUUUUCCCAGGAAAGGGCUGCUAUGGAGCAGGAGGCGCGUUCGACCUGGCUUUGUACAGCUCUUUUUUGACCACAGCACCACCAAGAAAACCCCUGCCAAAAUAUUCCCCCCCACUCCAGGAAUCCUUUUUUUUUUUUUUUUUUUUUUAAUUUCUU